Molecule: messenger RNA, 1377 nt
Organism: Paecilomyces variotii
Lineage: Eukaryota; Fungi; Ascomycota; Eurotiomycetes; Eurotiales; Thermoascaceae
Exons: 1
Coding region: 225-1262 (345 amino acids)
Biological process (GO): endonucleolytic cleavage in ITS1 to separate SSU-rRNA from 5.8S rRNA and LSU-rRNA from tricistronic rRNA transcript (SSU-rRNA, 5.8S rRNA, LSU-rRNA); endonucleolytic cleavage in 5'-ETS of tricistronic rRNA transcript (SSU-rRNA, 5.8S rRNA, LSU-rRNA); small-subunit processome assembly
Cellular component (GO): nucleolus
Molecular function (GO): RNA binding
Source: RefSeq, a predicted model, not a curated record
AGACAUACCAUUGCGACAACCAAGUAUAUACGAGGCAAAUCCGCGGGGCGGAAAAGCACAGACCACCCGCCCCGAGAAAAAAGUUCCCCGAUCCAACAUCGGAGCGCAGAUCGAAUCGCGACGAAAACCAAAAAUUGUUUCUGUCUUUCUUCCCCCGCAACAUUGUAUAGCGUCUCUAUUGUACACAUAUACAGAUACAUACACAUACACACACACGCACAACCAUGACGACUCGGAAGCGGAACGAGUUCCUGGACAUUGAGUCUGAGGACGAAGCGGGCGAUGAUCGCGGCUACGACUCCGAGGCGGCGGAGGAAACGAAGGGGAGAGCGAGCAAUGCUGGGGGGAGAGCUUCGAAGAGGAGGAGAGUCUCUGAGGAUCACGGUGAAGAGGGCGAUUCUCAGGAUGAGGGGGGUAGUGACGAUGCUGGAAGUGAGGCGGAAGGAGAAGGAGAGGAUGAGGAAGAUGAAGAUGGGAACCAGAAAGCCACGGAGAAAACCUCGAAAUCCAAACAGAAGACAAAGUCAACAACAGAGCAAGAGGAAGUCGAUUACGAUGAUGCGCGUUCCAUAACGUCCCACGGCGCAUCAUCUACGACAUCAUCCAAGACGAAAUCCAAACUCCUCAAGCAGAAGAAGAACAAAACCGGCGUCAUCUAUCUCUCCUCUCUCCCACCGUACCUGAAGCCGUCCGCUUUGAAAUCCCUUCUCAUUGCCCGCGGAUUCGGUCCUAUUACGAAAGUCUUCCUCACUCCCGCCGUGCACUCAUCCUCGAGCGUGAAGAAGAGUAAUCGUCGCAAAACCUACACAGAUGGCUGGGUGGAAUUCGCGUCGAAGAAGACGGCCAAGAUCUGCGCCGAGACACUAAAUGCCAAUAUUGUCGGCGGGAAGAAGGGCGGUUGGUACCACGAUGAUGUGUGGAAUAUGAAGUAUCUGAAGGGCUUCAAGUGGGCGGACCUGAUGGAGCAGGUACAGCGGGAGCGCAGCGAGAGGGAAGCCAAACAGAGAAUUGAGGAUGCGAGAGCCCGUAAGGAAGAGAAGGCGUUCUUGGCUGGUGUGGAGAAGGGGAAGGUUGUUGAGGGUAUUCGGAAGAAGAAGGAAGAGAAGAAGAAGGCUAAGGCGGCGGAGAAUGGGGAUGCGCAGGAUGUACAGGACUUGCAGGUGCGGAGAGUCUUUCGGCAGAAUGAGGUUCGUGCGAAGGCGAAUCGGGAUGAGGGUGCGUUGGGAGAAGAUACGAAGAGGGUUUUGGGGAAGAUUUUUUGAGAAAAAGGCAGUCCCUUUUUGCUGCUAUUUCGUUUAUUGUUUUUGUGUGUUUGGUCUACGGAUAUCUACUACCAUGUGCAUAUGAGCGCGUAUUUCCAGAGGAACAAAAGCGAUU